Molecule: messenger RNA, 2143 nt
Organism: Vitrella brassicaformis
Lineage: Eukaryota; Vitrellaceae
Source: the annotation of a GenBank genome assembly
AUGGCGGAACAGCGCAUUCAUCCGGCGGCGUCUGAUGCCAGUCUGGAUGCUGGGGUGGCCGAGCCAGAGACCAUCGGCACAAUCGUCGAGGCAGCCAUUGUGGAGGCCAGGGCAGAACAAGCGCAUGAACCAACAAGGGAGGAGGGCGGCGCACAGCAGGUUGGACAACAAGGCUAUGAAGGGUACGCUCGACAGCUCUCACACCCGUCCAGUCUGCGCCGAGCCCCCACUUCUGUCCUCACGGGCACACCGGAGCAGCCGCCAAGACCUGACGACUCCCCCACACCCGUUCCCACGCCGCGGCCUGGCCUCGACAAGGCCGGGGGGAGUGUGGAGAGCAUCGCUGCCAGCGAGUUGUCCAAGGCAUGGCCGCUGACCCAGUUCUUCAGCCGAGUGGGGACGAUGUUCGCCCACACUCGGACGGCGGAGUUCCGUCGGGUGGUGUUGGUGGACCAGGAGGGGAUGCCUUUCGAGGAGAAGAUGCUGCAGAAACUCAAGUCGUGGGACGUCAAUGGUGAGCGAGUGAUUUGGAAGGCAUGUGUGUGCAUGCAGGUGCGUGUGUAUGUGUGUGUGUGUGCGUGUCUCGUUUCAGGCGAUGGCAAGUUCUCUCUCGAGGUGGGACUGACGUGUUGUUUGUGGGCUGCACUGCAUGCUGCGGUUUGUAUGGCCUGUUUGUCUUGAUGCUGUCUGUUGUGCUGACUGAUUGCACAGGAAGCGGCUUUCGCCGCGAAGGAGAUGCUUGCUGAAGUGCGGAAGAUCCAGCGGCUGCGGCUGAUGGUGUUUCUGUUCAUCAUUCUGUACGUCUUCACCGUGGGCAUCAUGCUCAUCAUACUCAUCGCUGCCGAAGAGGUCGGUGACCCAAGACUCGCAGACAGAGCCAUCCAUAGGUUGCCUCCGUCCACAUACGUGUGUGUGUGUGUGUAUGUGUGUAUGUGUAUGUGUGUGUGUGUGUAUUGUAUGGGUCAGAUAACGAAGCAGCACAAGCCUGAUGCCAGUGGGACAUUACGGACAACGGACAGGGCCCACUCCAUCAUAAGUCAGUGCGGGGCGUCGAGCAUUGAGCAUUGACCUGGCCGCCUGUUGUGUAUUGACCUGGCCGCCUGUUGUGUGUGGCAUGCAAUGCAUUUGUGUGUUGUUUCAUUCUGCUUUCUUCCGAUUGGCAGAAUCGCACAACUACAUGGAGAUGGCCAGCAUCUUCGACCUCCUCGCCAUCGACCUGAUGGCCAUAUCGAACGUGAGCAGAGGGGCGCAUCGCCCGUCUAUUCGGCCCUCCAUGUGUUGAUGUGUGUGAGUGCAAUGCAUCUGUGUAGGUCGAGUACAUAUACUUGCCUCUCGAUGAUCAGUCCGAAGGCCUCUACAAGAUAUGCAGAGUGAGCGACUGACUGACUGGGUGGGCCACAGGCAGAGGCCUUCAUUCGGUGUUUGCGUCUGUCUGUAUCCUCAAUCCUUGUGUGCAGGUGACACGGUCAGAUUUGCAGGCCAUCGCGUGGGUUGAGUUCGUGGAUGGGGAGAUACUCACCAUACAACCAAGUAUGAUACGAGCAGCCCAUGAGCACGAGAGAGACACCAUAUGUCUCCUUUUCUUGCGCCAGCUUCUGCGGUGCUCCAUGAUCCCGUCACGAACGAGGAGUUGGCGAGGUGGGCCGCGUCGCCCCCUCGCCGCUCCCUCCAGCAGACCAACGUGUCCUGGCCAUACUUUCCCGCAGACGGGGCGGCGGAGGCCGGGGCUGCCGCGGGGCAGCCUCCGGAGGGGGGCGAGGGCGUGGUGGACGAGAGCGCCCUCCACCCGCACUUCGGCUUCACGCCACUUGGGGACAUUUUCCGCUGAUCGGCUGACGGCCUUCGGCAUGUCGAUAGCUGUAGGGAGAUGAGACAGCGGUUGGCUGAUGCUUCAGGUGUAGAUGUAUGUGUGUGUUUGUGUGUCUGUGUGUCUGUUGCCCAAAACUGUGUGUAUUGGGGUGCCUGUGUGUUGCGAUGGGUGUUAUGGAAUCGACACCGAGUAGACAAACACGCCUGCAUGGAUCACUUAGACAUUUUGUAUGGGUGUGUGGAUCUGGGCAGCUCCGCGACGUUGACGGGCCUAUUUGGAGCACGGUUGGACCAUCGAUGAGCUCAAUCCAGCAACUGCAUCAUUGCUGGACAA